Podarcis raffonei (Aeolian wall lizard) is the source of this 1502-nucleotide messenger RNA. RefSeq names its product 3-hydroxyacyl-CoA dehydratase 3 (gene HACD3). NCBI's taxonomy places the organism in Eukaryota, Metazoa, Chordata, Lepidosauria, Squamata, Lacertidae. Gene Ontology annotation, cellular component: endoplasmic reticulum membrane. Gene Ontology annotation, biological process: sphingolipid biosynthetic process; fatty acid elongation; very long-chain fatty acid biosynthetic process. Bases 117 to 1211 code for a protein of 364 amino acids. The record is from RefSeq and is a predicted model, not a curated record. The transcript is spliced from 11 exons. Gene Ontology annotation, molecular function: 3-hydroxyacyl-CoA dehydratase activity.
CUCACGCGCACGUGGCCGCGCGCUCCCGAUCCGCGCGGGCACCAUUGGCGCCGCCCCUUCGCUUGCUUCUCUGCCUUCUCCUCCCGGCGCUUCCCGCACAAGACGCGAGGAAGAGGAUGCCGGGCGCCGACGCCAGCCUGACCCCGCAGGUGCACUGGGCGCAGCGGCACCACCAGCUCUACCUGCGCGUGGAGCUCAGCGACGUCCAGGAUCCUGACAUCACAAUUACAGACAAUGUGCUCCAUUUCAAAGCUCAAGGCCAUGGAGCCAAGGGAGACAACGUGUAUGAAUUUCAAAUUGAGUUCCUGGCACCAGUGGACCCGAAGCCAGCCUAUAAAAUGACACAGAGGCAGCUGAACAUCACCGUAACGAAGAAGGAGAGCCAGUGGUGGGAACGGCUGACCAAGCAGGAGAAGCGGCCGCUGUUCCUUGCUCCGGACUUUGAUCGUUGGUUGGAUGAGUCGGAUGCUGAGAUGGAGCUGAAAGCCAAAGAGGAAGAAAGGGUUAACAAAAUCAGCAUAGAGAACCGCAUCCCCAAAGACCCUUUCCGGCACCUGAAGAGAGGCUACCUCUUCAUGUACAACCUUGUGCAGUUCCUAGGCUACUCAUGGAUUUUCGUGAACAUGACAGUUCGGCUCUUCAUGCUGGGGAAAGACUCUUUCUUUGAUACUUUCCACACGAUGGCAGACAUGAUGUACUUCUGCCAGACGCUGUCUCUCAUUGAAAUUGUGAACACACUGAUUGGUCUGGUCCGGGCUCCUUUCAUGCCUGUCAUCCUCCAGGUCUUUGGGAGAAACUUUGUGUUGUUACUUGUUCUUGGAGGUGUGGAAGAAAUGCAGAGCAAAGCUGUCGUCUUCUUCAUCUUCUAUAUUUGGAGCAUGGUGGAGAUCUUCAGGUAUCCGUUCUACAUGCUCUCGUGCCUCGAUAUAGAAUGGAAGAUCCUGACCUGGAUUCGAUACAGCAUCUGGAUGCCCCUCUACCCUCUGGGGAUCUUAGCAGAAGCUGUCUCCAUCAUUCAGGCUAUUCCCGUCUUCAGCAGCACUGGGAGAUUUAGCUUCAUGCUGCCCUACCCGCUGAACAUCACCGUUCCCUUCUCCCUUUUUCUCCAGUUCUACCUUGUCUUCUUGUUUCUAGGGCCAUUUGUGAAUUUCCGCUACCUCUACAAGCAACGAAAGAGACACCUUGGACCCAAAAAGAGGAAAAUGCACUAGGCUGGAGCCUGGAGUGGUUCCUUUCUUCUCUUCUUCUAAUCUACCUUGAAGGCAGGGUUAGGGCUCUCUCCUAACGGUUUUACUUACCCUGUUGAUCUGAAAAACCAGUUUUGUACAGUUAUAGCCAACAUGCAUCUCCCCUCCCACACAAAGAUGGAUCCAGGUGACAUUCCCCAUCUCCCAGUUAUGUCCAGCGACUCUUUGGUCAGCCUGAAAGGCUGAGCCAAUAGUCAUAGCCCUUGUGUCCUGUGCUACCUGCAAAUAAAACUGACCCCCUUGGUGGGAACACAA